AUGGAGGUCACGGAUCUGGACCCUCGGACAGAGGAUUCAAGGGGAGAACCACCAUGCGUCCCCAGCAGUGCCUUGGAGAGUCCGGGGACGGAGCCCGUUGCGCUGCAGUACCCGGUAGAGUACAAUGAGUACGGGGAGAAGAUGCCGUUCCACCAUGUGACGGCAGGCCUGCUGUACAAGGGGAACUACCUGAGCCGCUCUCUGUCUGACAGGAGUGACAGUGACCAGCUCGCCAGCAUCUCUGUGGAGGAGCUUGACGAGAUCCGUGAAGCGUUCAGGGUGCUGGAUCGCGACGGCAAUGGGUUCAUCUCCAAGCAGGAGCUUGGCAUGGCCAUGCGUUCACUGGGGUACAUGCCUAGCGAAGUGGAGCUGGCAAUCAUCAUGCAAAGAUUGGACAUGGAUGGGGACGGACAAGUGGACUUUGAUGAAUUCAUGACGAUACUCGGACCCAAGCUCCUGUCGUCUGAAACAAGGGAGGGUUUCCUUGGUAAUACAAUAGACAGCAUAUUCUGGCAGUUCGACAUGCAGCGAAUAACAUUGGAGGAGCUCAAGCACAUCCUUUUUCAUGCCUUCCGGGACCACCUGACAAUGAAGGACAUUGAAAACAUCAUAAUUAACGAGGAGGAGAGCUUGAAUGAGAACUCUGGGAACUGCCAGACAGAGUUUGAGGGAGUUCAUUCCAAAAAGAAGAACCGGCAAACGUGUGUGCGCAAGAGCCUGAUCUGCGCCUUCGCCAUGGCCUUCAUCAUCAGUGUCAUGCUUAUUGCAGCCAAUCAGAUGCUGCGGAAUGGCAUGGAGUAG
Molecule: messenger RNA, 801 nt
Organism: Chanos chanos (milkfish)
Lineage: Eukaryota; Metazoa; Chordata; Actinopteri; Gonorynchiformes; Chanidae
Gene: caln1
Product: calneuron 1
Exons: 6
Coding region: 1-801 (266 amino acids)
Cellular component (GO): trans-Golgi network membrane
Molecular function (GO): calcium ion binding
Source: RefSeq, a predicted model, not a curated record